Emiliania huxleyi CCMP1516 is the source of this 2306-nucleotide messenger RNA. RefSeq lists its product as hypothetical. The transcript is spliced from 4 exons. NCBI's taxonomy places the organism in Eukaryota, Haptophyta, Isochrysidales, Noelaerhabdaceae. The record is from RefSeq and is a predicted model, not a curated record. Bases 28 to 1905 code for a protein of 625 amino acids.
CUCUAGGCGGCUCUUGGACCUAGGAGGAUGCUCUUCGCCGCUUCCGUUGCCUCCGCCGCGUCCGCCGAUGCCGCGGCGCCCCCCGCGACCGUCGCCACCGCCGGCGGCGCCCAGGCGCGCGGCGGCUGGAUGCCGUUCGCCCAGCAGGGCGGGUCGACGGGCGUCAACUUUGCGUCGCAGGGUGCCGACACGGCGUUGCACUUCUUCACGGACCCAAACUUCGACUUCCAGAAGGAGGGCCAAAAGUACCAGCAGCUGAGCGGCGAGACGGGGAACGCCUUUGGCGGGCUGUCGCAGGGUAUGCUGCCGCAGCAGGCCGCGCCGCAGCAGGCCGCGCCGGCGGGCACGGCGCCUGAGGCGCCGGCCGCCACCUCGCGCGCCGGCCCCCAGCCCGCAUCCCGGGAUGGCAUCCCGAUGGGCAGCUGGCAGGACUUCAUGAACAUGGGCAUCCACACGGGCAUCGCCUAUGCCGGCGCGGGCGCCGACACGGCGACCGAGUGGGGCAAUGGCAAGGGCGACGGCGCCGCGACGGCCAACAAGUUCGGCGCGCUCAGCCAGACAACGGGCAACAACUUCAACACGCUGUCUGGCGGCACGCCGGCGGCGCCGACGACGACGCCAGCUGCGGCGGCGGCUCCGGCCGAGAAGUCUGCCGAGGCGCCGGCGACGGAGGGCGUCAAGCCGCGCGGCGGCUGGAUGCCGUUUGCGCAGCAGGGCGCCGCGACCGGCGCCGGCUUCGGCGCGCAAGGCAUGGACACGGCCUUCCGCUUCUUCACGGACCCGAAUUUCGACUUCCAAAAGGAGGGCCAGGCGUACCAGGCGUCGGGCGCGGCCACGGGCAACGCGUUCGGCGGCCUCUCGCAGGGCAUGCUGCCGCAGCAGCAGCAGGCGGCGGCGGCGGCGGCGCCCGAGGCGGCGGCGGCGGCACCGGCUGAGAAGUCUGCCGAGGCGCCGGCGGCCGAUGGCGCCAAGCCGCGCGGCGGCUGGAUGCCGUUUGCGCAGCAGGGCGCCGCGACCGGCGCCGGCUUCGGCGCGCAAGGCAUGGACACGGCCUUCCGCUUCUUCACGGACCCGAACUUUGACUUCCAGAAGGAGGGCCAGGCGUACCAGGCGUCUGGCGCGGCCACGGGCAACGCGUUCGGCGGCUUGUCGCAGGGCAUGCUGCCGCAGCAGCAGCAGGCGGCGGCGGCGGCGGCGGCGCCCGAGGCGGCGGCUGCGGCUCCGGCUGAGAAGUCUGCCGAGGCGCCGGUGGCCGAUGGCGCCAAGCCGCGCGGCGGCUGGAUGCCGUUUGCGCAGCAGGGCGCCGCGACCGGCGCCGGCUUCGGCGCGCAAGGCAUGGACACGGCCUUCCGCUUCUUCACGGACCCGAAUUUCGACUUCCAGAAGGAGGGCCAGGCGUACCAGGCGUCUGGCGCGGCCACGGGCAACGCGUUCGGCGGCUUGUCGCAGGGCAUGUUGCCGCAGCAGCAGGCGGCGGCGGCGGCUGUGCCGGAGAAGGCUCCGGCGGCGGCUGCUCCGGCUGAGAAGGUGGGCUGGAUGCCGUACGUGCAGGCGGGCGCGGAGACUGGCGUCAGCUACGCCGCACAGGGCGCGAGCACCGGUUUCCGCUUCUUCUUCGACCCGAACUUCGACUUCCAAAAGGAGGGCGAGGCGUACCAGGAGUCCGGCAAGGCGACGCAGGACAAGUUUGGCGCGAUUGGCCAAGAGGAGGCCGGCGAGGGAGAGGCUGUGGAGGAGGCGGCCGCCGACGCGCCGCGCCCGACCGCCAAGCAGGGCUACUCUUUCGGUGCGAUCGGCCUGGUCGCUCUGUUCGCUGUGGGCGCGGCUGUCGUCGGCGCCAUCCGCGCGCGCGCGCGCAGCGGGCCGCAGUACGUGCGUCAGACCAACCCGGACGAGCUGGUCUAGACACGACUUGCGGCGAGGCGCGUGGGCUCUCUCAAAGCAUGUCGGUCGCAGCCAUGAUGUCGAUUUAGCUGGCGCUCAAGGCUCUCGGUUUCAGAUGAGGGGCUCGAGAGCGCGCUCUCGAGAGGUCACGGAAUGAGACGAGGGUUGGGACGGAGGGCGGCAGAUUUCAACUGCUGAUGAAUCCACUAGACUGUCACGUUUCGGGGACUGGUCACCUUUGUCUGCUGUUCUCAUAUGCAUGGGCGCGAUACCCCAGCGCGUGCUGAGGUGUGAGGAGGCUGUGGGGGCACGGGCGAGGUGUCACGGUGGGGAUAUACACACAUGCAUGCCGUUACACAGAAAAAGGGGCCGUAAGUAAGGGGAACUUUCGAGAAGGUAAGGUAAGGUAAGGUAAACGUCUC